GUAUAGUGCAACCCCGUUGCCAACCCGUCUCAAGUACUUGACAUUAUGUGCAUGGUGCGCUCUCCAAGGAUUAUGCAGGUAGAUUCUUGGUGUCACCACAGACACAGCGCGGGACGGAAGAUCCGUGAAUCACGUGCCCGGAUAAUCGGAGACUGGAUGCAUGGCUUCGCACAGUUUGUAUGUCAACCUGACUUUUGUGCAGAUCAUGUGAUUAGUGAGUCAGGUUUCUGCUCUACUCAGAGAGUCUACUCCGGCUAGUGCUACAAGCCAUCCAUUGUCUGCACAGCCACAAGCCUGUCACAACACCGUGUUGUCAAAGACAAUCCAAAGAACGAACCUAUUCAAAUUCAACCAAUCCGCAACGUACCUCCUAGCAACCAACCAGUUGCAGUGUCUAAGCUGAAUGCUUAUGCCACGUUAGAGCGACUACUAGGCGCAUGCGUGGAAUAAAGUGCCGCGAAGACGCCGCACUUGUUCAAUCACAUACAUUAGAUGCUGUCGUUCCUCCACUGUCUCUCUGAGAUUCACUGUAGUGCAAUCCAUACUGUCUACUGAUUCUUUGCUUUUCCUAAGACUAAAGACUUGUGCCAAGAUGCCGUACAGAUUCCAUUCCUCAUUGCAUUCAAAUGAUGUUGUCGUGUCCUCGGACGGACGCGAAAUGACACGAGUAGCUAGUGCUACCGUCGCCACACAAACCCUACCUGCCGCUGCCGCUGCCGCUCAAACUACGCCGUCAGCUCCUGCUCCAAAAACGCAUCGAGAUCUUGAAGAAACUGUGAAGAAAUUUGCUGAUGCAGUUUCUGAGAAAGCGCGAGCGAUACAUGAGAUAUGGGCGUUGGUGUUCAACAUCCUUCAUCUCCUGCACAGUACUGGAGCAGAGAAAGUUAGAUGGACAACACCUGGUUAUACAUUCACAUGCUCCUACACACUAGGAGUCACGAUGAUAGCUGUUCUCUGCUAUUGUGGAAAACACCUUAGUGAUGAAAUGAUGCAAGGUCUUGUGGACUAUAUUCUUCACUUCAAGUCAGUUGAUGUCAAUGAAGAAGAUACCGACUUCAACUGGACACUCUUACACCAUUGCGCUGUGACAGGCAAUGCACGUUUAGCAAAACUGCUCAUCGAACGCGGCGCUUGCCUCAACGCACAGACCAGCUUGUACCGAUGGACUCCACUGCACUGUGCAGUCUUCUGGAACAAGAUCAAUGUUGUCAAGGUGAUACUGUCACAUGACAGUGACGGUGUCACCUUGGAUACUGCACUGCUUGACUUGGAUGGUUGCACAGCAUUGGACACAGCAAAGCUAUAUGGUCUUGAUGAAUGUGUGCAGCUUCUCACACAGCAUGAAGCUGACAAGGCAAAGAAGAAAAGUAAGAAGCCACUGCUGUCAUGAGAAACUGAAGUGUGAAAGCAGCUGUGACGGGCAAGCCUAGUCUGCAUAGCCACGGCGGGUGACGUCUACCUCUCGUGUGUGUGUGUGUGUGUGUGUGUGUGUGUGUGUGUGUGUGUGCGUGCAUGUGUGUGUGUGCGUGUGUGUGCGUGUGUGAGUUCAUGUGAGCACGUCUGUGUUUAGAUGCAUGGGAUUUUAGGAAAUUAGUAAACGGACUUCUUGUUGAUAAUUUGCUUCUUGGUUCUCUCAAUAUCUGCUGAAUCUGUUCCAUACAUUCUAUUCGCCAUGCUCUUUACAACUGCAAGUAAAUUUUGCGAAUAAUUUUCAUUGUCGUUGUCGUCUGGUAACAAAUUAAUUACAUCAUAGCUGAUCGUUGUCCUCCACCAGCCUGCACUGUGAACUUAGCCAGUAUAAUUAGUUUUUUGAAACUUUUUUCCCUCUAACUAAUUUUCUUAGUAUGCAGCGUUUGGCUGACUAUCGUGUGCAAUUGACCAUGCCAUUCUUUUUUAAUUGUUUCUGGCUUUUUCUUGUUUCCGUACACGUGACAAUAUUGCUGUUGCCUCAGCUUUGGUGUUUUGUAUGAUAAAUAAGUGUAAAGAUUAUUCCUGAUGAAAUUUAAACUCUCAGAUAUUCCAAAUACUCUUUCUGCUCUCAGACUAUGCUAGGUUCAAGUUUGAACUGAAGCUAGGCGGUUUACAGGAGAGUACGAGA
Messenger RNA from Sycon ciliatum, 2098 nucleotides. RefSeq names its product ankyrin repeat and SAM domain-containing protein 3-like. The coding region runs from base 593 to 1390 and encodes 265 amino acids. Lineage: Eukaryota; Metazoa; Porifera; Calcarea; Leucosolenida; Sycettidae. The transcript has 8 exons. The record is from RefSeq and is a predicted model, not a curated record. Gene Ontology annotation, molecular function: protein binding.